AUGAGCCAACUGGACAGCAUAUUUGCCAAAUUCUGGGCAAAACUCGAAGCUAGGCAACAGCAUACUCACCUGAAAUACUCACAGACCUCGGAGGUACGAACUCCACAAAAGCGCAUGCACCAGCCCAUCCUGCCCUCCAAAGUCCAGAGAUAGCGGAUUAAGCAGAGAACCAACAUCAUGCACGACAAAAGCCAAGGAAACAAUGCUCAACACAACAUCCAGGGCCCAGGAAUCUGAGAGCAAAAUCCGCGACCUAUCAGGGCCUAGUCAGGGUCUCAAUCGCUCGUCCAAAAUGGUGCAUACCGCACUGGAGACCCAUGGGGACACAAGCGCACGAGCCCUUCAUUGA
Pelobates cultripes (western spadefoot toad) is the source of this 349-nucleotide messenger RNA. The record is from the annotation of a GenBank genome assembly. Lineage: Eukaryota; Metazoa; Chordata; Amphibia; Anura; Pelobatidae.